CGAUUGGCUUCCAAUGCUCACCCUCUCUUUAGCCGUCGCCGCGGCGGCGGAGAACGAGCCGCACUAUCACAACGGGAAGCUCACGCGCUACGAGAUUGGCCCGCCCUCGGUGCUGCUCUCGCGCUCCGACGAGGAGCGGCUCAGCUCGGGGAAGCCGGUGAUGCAGGCGAUGGAGACGGGAAUUGUUGGCGCGCGGCGGCUGCUCAUGGUGCAGGAUAUCGCUGCGCCGCCGAACGUCGUGAUGGACCGCAUCAUGGACUUGGCGCACUACGACAAGAUGGUGGACGGGGUGACGCGGAAUGUGGAGUACAACCGCGAGCAGGAGGGAGGGCUGCAGAGGAUCAAGACGACGUACGACAUCGCGGUGCUGCACAUGAAGAUGAGGUACUUCAUGGAGCACGAGUACGACCCGGAGAAGCGGUGCAUGACCUUCCACCUCGACUACUCUCGCCGCUCCGACAUCGACGACUCCGUCGGAUACUGGUACGUCGAGCCGGGGGCGGGGCGGGCGAGCUCGCGGGUGUACUACUCGUGCGAGUGCAAGCUGCGCGGCUGGGUGCCGUCUCCCGUGUACAAUGUGCUGACGAAGGAGGCGCUCUCCAAGGCCACGACGUGGGUGGCCAAGGAGUCUGUCAAGGAGUGGCGCAACCAGCAGCAAAACGACGGGCUGCUCCAGUUUGUGACGGGCCCCCCCCCCGACAGCCGCCCCACUUUGUCUCCCGAUUCGUCGGCGAGCGGCGUGCCGCCGCCGUCCGCUUCGUCAGCAACCGCCGGAUUGGACGGAAGCUCGCUGCCGCGCCGAGCGCGCCGCUCUGAGCCGCCGCCGCCGCGGCGUCGCGAUUUGAACUCACGAAGAGGACCCUUCCAUGUGUGUCGCGUGCGUCUCGAGGGUUGGCGAGGCGAGGGGGCUGGAGCCUUUCUCUACUCUGGGAUGUGGGGGGAGUACGGCUACGGGAGAGGGGGAAAAGUGCGCCGGAGCCCGGACGAGUAUAGGCGGACGAGAGAGGCAGACGCACACGCAACAUUAUGGCAUACUUUCACGAUCACGUUUCACUUUCUCUACGCUACUGCCCUAU
Messenger RNA from Emiliania huxleyi CCMP1516, 1076 nucleotides. RefSeq lists its product as hypothetical. The annotation marks the transcript as partial. The transcript has 8 exons. Lineage: Eukaryota; Haptophyta; Isochrysidales; Noelaerhabdaceae. The record is from RefSeq and is a predicted model, not a curated record.